AUCCAUCUCCUCAUCAUCUCCAUCUCCAUCUCCUUCCUUCUCUCGCCUAACCCCUGCAACAACACUCUCAUUGCCGAGCUCAAAAGAGAAAAAAACGAAAAGAAAAGGCGCAAAAAAGCAAAAAAAGAAAAACUGGAGAGUAUUCCAUGGAUACUCUCCAGUCGUAGAAAAGAAAAGGAAAGAAAGAAGGAAGAAAAAGAGCCCAAAUGACCCAGAACCGAUUCAAUCUCCAAGACUCGGAGCGUGAAGAAGACGAUUCAUCCAACUCAGUAAGUAGCAGCAACAACAGCGGAGCCGCAGGCAUGAGAAUCAUCGUACCCUUGCAAGGCGUCGUCCAAGGUCGAGGAGGACUUGUCCUCGGCUCAGUAAUCCCAUGCGCUCUUUUCUACUUCCUGCAACUCUAUUUAAAGAGGAACCGGUCUCCAUCUCCAUCUCCUCCUCCGUCUUCUCCAUCUCCGUCCUCGACCCAGCUCUCAGAACUCUCUGGAAUCCCCCGCAGCCUCUCUCGAUCUCAUCUCUCGCCCAGGGGUUCUACCGGGCCUACUUACGUCUCGAAUAGGGCUUCCUCCAUCACCAAAUCUGGUGACUCGCCUUACUAUGUCGGCUUGAAUAAGGUCGAUGGAGAUCAGUAUGAUGCUUUGGAGAAUCCAGAUGGGGUAAUUCAGCUCGGAUUGGCUGAGAAUAAGUUGUCGUUGGAUCUGGUUCGGGAUUGGUUCGCGGAUCAUCUUAAGGAUUCGUUGAUUAUUGAGAGCGGCUCGGAUUUGAGUAUUAGUGGGAUUGCAACUUAUCAGCCGUUUGAUGGGUUGAUGGAGAUGAAGAUGGCCAUGGCUGGAUUCAUGUCUCAAGUUAUGCAAGCACCAUCUUCGUUCAACCCAUCACAAAUAGUAUUAACAUCUGGUGCAACCGCUGCAAUUGAGAUACUCACCUUCUGCUUGGCAGAUCCCGGAAAUGCAUUUCUUGUUCCCUCGCCAUAUUACCCAGGUUUCGACAGGGAUAUAAAAUGGCGAACUGGAGUAGAGCUGGUACCAGUUCCAUGCCGCAGCACUGACAACUUCAAUUUAAGCAUUGCCGCUCUUGACAGAGCGUACAGUCAGACCAAGAAACGUGGGAUAAAAGUCCGUGCCGUUCUCAUUACGAACCCCUCCAACCCUGUCGGUAAUCUGCUGAACCGGGAUACACUGUACAGCCUUCUAGAUUUUGCCAGAGAGAAAAAUAUCCACAUCAUCUCCGAUGAAAUAUUUGCGGGGUCGGUACAUGGGAGCGAAAAGUUUGUGAGCAUGGCGGAGAUUUUAGAUUCCGAAGGUUUCGACCGGAGCAGGGUUCAUAUAAUACAUGGUCUGUCCAAAGAUCUCUCUCUUCCGGGCUUUAGAGUGGGAGUCAUUUACUCUUACAAUGAAAUUGUCCAGGCCGCUGCUACGAAGUUAGCUAGGUUCUCCCCCAUUUCAGCUCCUACCCAGCGUUUGCUGAUCUCGAUGCUUUCUGAUGAAAAAUUCAUAAAGAAAUACAUUGAGAUAAACAAGGACAGGCUGCGGAAAAUGUAUGCUGCGUUUGUGAAUGGGUUGGAAGAGUUGGACAUCAAGUGCAUGAAGAGCAGCGGUGGUUUUUACUGUUGGGCUGACAUGAGCAAGCUGAUCCGCUCUUAUAGCGAGAAGGGGGAGCUCGAUCUGUGGAACAAAUUGCUGAAGGAAGCAAAGAUCAAUGUAACUCCUGGAUCAUCUUGCCACUGUAUCGAACCUGGAUGGUUUCGGUGCUGUUUUACAACACUGACCGAAAAUGAUAUUCCUGUAGUUAUGGAGCGGAUUCGGAAAGUUUCUGAAAGUUGUAAAUCUCGACAUUGAAGUGGAAAUGGCUUUCUUCAA
Molecule: messenger RNA, 1859 nt
Organism: Magnolia sinica
Lineage: Eukaryota; Viridiplantae; Streptophyta; Magnoliopsida; Magnoliales; Magnoliaceae
Product: 1-aminocyclopropane-1-carboxylate synthase 6-like
Exons: 4
Coding region: 207-1838 (543 amino acids)
Biological process (GO): amino acid metabolic process; biosynthetic process
Molecular function (GO): transaminase activity; pyridoxal phosphate binding
Source: RefSeq, a predicted model, not a curated record